UUCGCUUUGAAUUCAACACCCACAUCGACUUCCACACCUCAUCUCAUCUCUCGAUUGAUACAGCCUACGCACUCCCUCUUCUUUGCCUGAGGGGCCUGUUAUCGUCUGACCAUGCCGGCUCCACUGGUCAAGGUCCUGCAUAGGAUGCAGGAACUCUUCACAAACAUUGUGGCCGCUCUGGAGGCAAUGCUAUUGUUCCCUUCCCUUUUUCGCGACCCCACCCGUAAGCGGCGGAAGCCUUUCCAUGGAGCGUACUGGCGACGUCGGACUCUUGAUGCAUUCGCUGACGAAGUGGACCACCUUUUCACGGCGCCAUUGUCUGUGCAAAACAUGGUCGCAAUGUCGGACAAGAUCCGCGCACAGUUCAGAACUAGUCUACAGUCCAACCCGGUCUGCAUGCUGCCUUCCUACAACCAUGCACUGCCCUCGGGGACUGAAAAAGGCACGUAUCUGGCCCUGGAUGUGGGUGGAUCAACGCUCCGGGUGGCUUUGGUUGAACUCCGCGGACAAGGGGACAUGCACAUCCUUCAUGUCGCAUCGUCAUACAUUGACAAUGAAGUGAAGCUGCUGGAGGGGACGUUGUUCUUUGAUUGGAUGGCGGAGAAGAUCGACUCGAUGCUACAUGAAGUUGGUGCCAACUACGGUCGAGAGGCCAUACCCCUCUCGAUCGGCUUGUCAUGGUCAUUUCCAAUUGAGCAAACCUCUGCGAGCAGUGGUCUAGUCAUCCACAUGGGCAAGGGAUUCCAUUGCUCGAAUGGGACGGUUGGUCUGGAACUGGGAGACCUCAUCGUCCAGGCUUGUCGGAAGCGCGACAUCAAUGUACAGGUGGAUGGUAUCGUGAACGACAGCUCGGCAACCCUCCUAUCCCGGGCCUAUAUCGACCCUAAGACGCGAAUGUCUCUGAUAUUAGGAACUGGGACCAAUGUGGCCAUUCAUUUCCCGGUGCACGAGAUCGGAUUGACCAAGUUCGGCGCCAGACCCCCGGGUUGGUUCGACUAUGCGAAACAUGUCAUCAUCAACAGCGAGAUGAGCAUGUUCGGCGGGGGCAUUCUGCCAAGGACUCGCUGGGACGAGCUUCUCAACCGUACGCACCUGCGACCCGACUAUCAGCCCCUGGAGUACAUGAUCACUGGACGUUACCUGGGAGAAAUCAUCCGACUUAUAAUUGUGGAGGCGGUGGAAGCUGCGCAGUUGUUCGGGGGAGAGCUGCCCCAUUCAAUGCGCGAUGCCUACUCGUUUGAUACCAGCAUUGUCGCAUCCCUAGAGGCGGACACGUCCCCGCUUCUGGCAUCAUCGGCGGCGCUCCUUCAGAAAGAGCAUUCGUUCACCGUCCCUCCAUCCGUUGAAGAUUUGCGGUUCCUUCGACGAGUGUGCCAGACGGUUUCCAAGCGAGCUGCCGGAUAUUUGGCAACAGCAAUUCACAGCAUGUGGUGCUUGCGGAAUGAGGUGGAAUUCCCCAUUGCGGUCACUUCGGCACCGCCGUCGAUCAAGGAGUCUCAGGAGGUGACCGUGGUGGAAAGCGAAGGAAAUCCCCUGAGUUUGUCAAUCGCGUGCGAUGGCAGCGUAAUCAACAAAUACCCUGGUUUCCGAGAUCGGUGCCAGGCGUAUCUGAACGACCUCGCCAAGGAGACCCAUGUGUCGCCGGCAUCCCUUGAUGCAGCCACUGAACCGAGCGUUCGCCUCGACCCGGCACCGGAAAGUGCUAUCUUGGGAGCCGCGGUGGCAGUUGCGGUGGCAGUUGCGGAGAAAAAGCUCGAGUAGACUACAUUCUCUUGCGCAUCUACUCGGCAUGUCAGCUACAUUUGCAUUCAAGGUGUUUCGCGUCUGGUUUACAUUUCAUUCGCCCGCUUUUCGCGCUUGGUUUGGACACUGGCAUUUCUGAUUUCAUUUCAUUUCCUUUUUUUUUUUUUUCUUCGCGGAGGCUUUCCCUGGACGGCCAGGCUCUCGCAUCGUGCUUCC
Messenger RNA from Aspergillus heteromorphus CBS 117.55, 1959 nucleotides. Its product is annotated as putative hexokinase. Gene Ontology annotation, molecular function: mannokinase activity; ATP binding; D-glucose binding. NCBI's taxonomy places the organism in Eukaryota, Fungi, Ascomycota, Eurotiomycetes, Eurotiales, Aspergillaceae. Gene Ontology annotation, biological process: glycolytic process; intracellular glucose homeostasis; glucose 6-phosphate metabolic process. Gene Ontology annotation, cellular component: cytosol; mitochondrion. The transcript has a single exon. The record is from RefSeq and is a predicted model, not a curated record. The coding region runs from base 112 to 1761 and encodes 549 amino acids.